AUGGGCGAAAAGCUCACGAAACCCGAGUCUCGUCCCGCCUCAGCUACUACCAGCGUCAGCAUCGAGACCCUUUCACCGACGAUCGAACGCCCGGAGUCAUGCGCUUGCGAAUAUGCCGAGCGAGGAGCAAAAGGAGAGAUUGGCGUGAGUUGUUCGAUAUCCGAGCUGGCGGUCGGGAGGGAGAAGGCGGAGAGGGAGAGGGAGGGUUUGAACAAAAAGCUGCUGGAAAUGUCGCAGUCGGAGGACUCAGCGCUGCGAAUGGAACUUCGGGCAGAAAAGGCGAAAAGAGACCAAAGCAAUGCAACACGACCUGGAUGA
Messenger RNA from Zymoseptoria tritici IPO323, 318 nucleotides. RefSeq lists its product as uncharacterized. Lineage: Eukaryota; Fungi; Ascomycota; Dothideomycetes; Mycosphaerellales; Mycosphaerellaceae. The coding region runs from base 1 to 318 and encodes 105 amino acids. The record is from RefSeq and is a predicted model, not a curated record. The transcript is spliced from 2 exons.